Colias croceus (clouded yellow) is the source of this 544-nucleotide messenger RNA. RefSeq lists its product as uncharacterized. The transcript has 2 exons. Bases 118 to 465 code for a protein of 115 amino acids. Lineage: Eukaryota; Metazoa; Arthropoda; Insecta; Lepidoptera; Pieridae. The record is from RefSeq and is a predicted model, not a curated record.
UUCGAUAUCUCGAGGGUUCAGAUUGGCCGUGAUUUAUAAGAACGAUUCGAUGUGACGUUAUUUCAGUACACUUUGAACUGUUGCAGAGAAGCAUUACAGCAAUAAACAUUACUAAUCAUGUCCGUCCCAACUGUGACCAUCAAUGAGCUGUCGAAGGGUAUCGAAGACAACUCUAACGUGUCAAGCGUGAAGAAAGUUCUGGAAGGUAUCCUCAAUGAUUACAUGGAUCUUCAGUAUGGAAAAUCUACUCCAUACACAACUGGCAAGCAAGUGGUCCCCAGCGGGUCUUCGAUAGAAGAUGUGGAUGCUGGGCUUGCUAGCGACACUGAGAAGAAAUUCAAAGAUAUUUUCGCAAAGAUCUCAGAAACGCACAAGAGCGGUGACUUCUCCCCAAAAUCUGUGAACGAUGGAUCUUGGGACCCGAAAUUCACGCCUGUGUUUGUGUUUGUCGCUCCCAAUCCUUAGAUUAUAAUGUCCUAGUUUUAAUUUAUUAUGUUAUUUAUAUUAUAGUUCCCUUAAUUUAAUGGCAAAUAAAGCAUAAUUU